CAGAAACAGCUGUUGAACUACGUGUGGGACGCAAUCGAUAGUUAUGUUAUCAAUUCAUGAUAUCAGGAGGAAAGGAAAAGGAAAAUAUUCUGAAACUUGCGCCUUUUGGGGACAGUUAAUAUUUAUAAAUAAUAAUUAGUACAUAGCAUAAUAUAAUUAUUUUUUGUUGCUGUCUAUCAAAAAUCACCUACCAUGGCCUAUGACCUGAAGAAGGAGUCAGACGUGAAGGAGUACGUAGACAAGUUGGGUGUGGAGUACCGAUUCGGAUGUUAUUCAGAGAAGAAGCCAGAAGCUUGCCACCUAUUAGGCGACUACCUCGAAGGCAUCAAGAAGGACUUUGAGAAGGCCUCUAAGGUGUACAAGUCCACGUGCGACGACUACGGUUACGCAAAGUCCUGCUACAAGUUCGGCAACUAUAGCUUUUUGGGCAAGGGCAAGAGCGGAAGCAAAGGGGAUCCCCGCGUGGCCUACGAGUACUAUGAGAAGGGCUGCAACCUGAACGACUCGGACGCCUGCCUGCACUCAGGUCUACUGUUGGUCUCGAGAUCCAUGCCCAAAGAGAUCGAGAGAAAUGUACCCAAGGGCUUGGAGUUCCUGACCAAGAGUUGUGACAUGAAUAACGCCACGGCCUGCUUUUACCUCUCCGGCAUGCACAUCUCUGGCGUGCAAAAAAAGCCGAUGCAGAGCACGACGACUGCAUCCGCAGGAAGUGCACCUACAGCGCCCCCCUCCAGCAACACACCAUUAAAGGACUCCGACUACAUUGUGCAGAAAGAUAUGAAGAAGGCGUUCCAGUUCGCCCACAAGGCGUGCGAACUUCGCAACAUGUAUGCAUGCGCCAAUCUCAGCCAGAUGUACGCCAGAGGCGAUGGGAUCGAAAAAAAUGAGAAGGAGGCGGAAAAGUAUAAGAAGCUGGCACUUGAGAUGCAGGAUGAAGUUAAGAAGCAGCAAGAGACUUUGGGUUUCCAGCAGGGCUUGGGCAUGCCAAAUUGAUAUAUGUACUUUACAAUAUUUAAUUACUGCUAUUAUCUGCUGCUCUUUUUUAGCCCGAGCUUAGACCAAUGUUUUUUGUCUUCACAUAUUUCUUUAUCAGGUUUCCUCAUAUCCUUUUGCCCUUUUCAGUCGGUAUAACAUUAGUGGUUAAACUAUAUAUCUUGUGUUUGUGAUUUCUGUAUAAAUAGCUGGCAUUUACAUGCGGCGGAGCAAGAGGAGGCGAGACGAAGACAAAUUUCUAGUUUUAAAUGUUAAAGUUAUCAAGUUACAAUCGAAGAAACCUUGAAUAAUUUUGUUGAGACCUUAUUGCAAAAUACAGUCCGACCCCAGGACGCAGACGCAAACCACCAA
Drosophila eugracilis is the source of this 1344-nucleotide messenger RNA. RefSeq names its product cytochrome c oxidase assembly factor 7 homolog (gene Coa7). Lineage: Eukaryota; Metazoa; Arthropoda; Insecta; Diptera; Drosophilidae. Gene Ontology annotation, molecular function: protein binding. The transcript has 3 exons. Bases 193 to 993 code for a protein of 266 amino acids. Gene Ontology annotation, cellular component: mitochondrial intermembrane space. The record is from RefSeq and is a predicted model, not a curated record.